This is a messenger RNA of Knipowitschia caucasica, 3663 nucleotides long. Lineage: Eukaryota; Metazoa; Chordata; Actinopteri; Gobiiformes; Gobiidae. The record is from the annotation of a GenBank genome assembly.
AUGGCUGCAUCGUCCUGGCUGCAUGGCCCUUCUGCGAUGCGUCUUAUAGAGGGUUUGGUGUCGGUUCUGAAGGAACAGCGUCCAGAGUUUUUACCGAGCCUGUUGUCCAGCUUCAGGGAGCACGGUGUGUUCCCCACGCAGGGUGCGAAUGCUGUUGGAGGUCUCGUAGGCUUUAGCAAUGCCAAACUUGGCUCGAGCAAGACCAGGUUUGAGGGGCUCUGUCUGCUCUCAUUGCUGGUUAAAGACAGCUCCAGCGAAGUGUUCCAGCAGCACUGUCUCUCCUGGCUGCGCUCUCUUCAACAGGUUAUCCAGUCUCAAGCUCCAGUCCAGACCAUUCAGCUCGCCGUGAUUAUAUUAAAAGAUGUGUUGCAGUAUUCAUCACAGAUUGCAGAGUUAUCCAGGGAAGUGGGUCUCAACUCUAUCCUGGGAAUUCUUACUUCACUUCUGGGACUUAAAGCAGAGUGUGAUUUGGCUGCGAUGGAAGGGAUGACCGCUUGUAUGAGUUAUUAUCCACGAGCUUGUGGUUCAAUGCGGGAUAAACUUGGGGCUUAUUUCCUUUCCAAAAUGGAUAGCACUAACAAGAAGACUCAAGAGAUGGCCUGUCAAUGUUAUGGUCGCUUACCGUGCCUGGGGGGUCUGCUGGAUCGGGGGGUGGGGGCAGGCAGAGCAGAGGGCUGGACCACUCAGAUUCACUGCCUUCUAGCUUCUGCUAAUGUCCUGCUGGAUCAGAUCUACCAUGGAUCAGAAUCGGAAGGAAUCGCUCAAUACGAAGGUCCAGGAGUGGAGUUGGGAUUUCCUCACCUCGACCAAUCAGACCCUCUCCUGGUGCUGCAGCUACAACAUAGAUAUUCUGCCGUUUGUUUGGCGCUGAAAAACACACUCAGGGUGGAUCCAGCUUCAGCGGUCCGGCUUCCUGUGAGGCCGAUUCUCAACCUUGUGUGCCGAGCCCUCGCUGUCAGCCCAAAAAGCAUUAAUUUAACUGGGGAUGGAAGUGUGAGGUUACUGGUCUUGCCCAUGUUACACACCAACACACUGGAGGUCCUGUCUGCACUCGUCACUGCAACACGGUUAGGAAUGGUGCAGUACGCUGUAGUUCUGCAGAGGCUGUUCUCUCAGACUCUGUCAGCAUGGACACCAGUUGCAGAGGCCAGUGUGGGCCAGCAGAGGGCAUAUUGUUCUGUGAGAGUUGCUGUGUACAAGGCCUUAGAGCUGUGGCUGCAGGUGGCUGGAGCUUCUGCAAACAUCCUCCAGGGCAGCUCUGUUCACUCCGAACACCUGUUCACCCAUCUGCUGGGGGAGAUCACACCUGGAGCCGAGUCCAUUAAGCUUCGAGCGGGACUGUCCUCUGAUGUGGUCCAGGGUGGAAAACCCGGUCCUCGUAGAACCAAGACUCUGGUCAUGUCAGACUCUGUGGCCCCCAUGCUCCAGAGAAAGGGAGACCAGUUAGCCAAUGUAGAUACAUGUGUUUCUGCGCUUAGAGUACUUAGAGAAAUAGUCCUUAGCAGUGGUACCCUACUGAAAGACGACAUUCACAAGCGCCUCCAUGAUGUGGUGUUGCCCUUGUGUGUGCGGCUUCAACAGCAACAAAACAGCAGUACCUCAUGUGAAUCAGCAGGGGGCGUCAGUGGCCAGUACAACAGCGCACUAAGCAGACAGGAACUCUAUAGACUUCUGCUGGCUCUGGUCCUGGUCCCUUCCCCAUGUUGGCCUUCCCCUUUAACAUGCGCAGUGUCCAUCCUGAGCAGAGGCCGCACGGACAGAAAUACCAAGGUGUCUUCAUUCUGCACUGAGGCGUUGACCAUCUGUAACCUCCUGCUCCACCCUCGCACACCUUCCAUUGCGCUGCCGUUGCCCCCCCUGACCCUCAAACCCACCCCAUCAGCCGCCUCGGGACCAGGCCUCACACUGCCCAAUCUACUCGUCGGCGCUAACGGGGCCCCUUCCUUCCCGUCACGCCACUCUAUGGGCCUGGGCCACGGCUCUCUGCUGGGCUCCCUGGAGAACCAACUGUCCCUGGGACCGGGGCUGCCAGGACAGGGCCCCUCCGACAUGAUGCACGGCCCUCACCCCGGCUCGGCUCCGGUGGGCCCUCCGGACGGACAGCGGGCCGUCUUCGUGCGCUACGACAAAGAAGAAGCCGAGGACGUGGAGAUCUCGUUGGCCAGCGACUCGGACGACAGCGUGGUGAUCGUCCCGCCGGGGAUGCUGGACAUGAGCAGCCAGCAGGAUGAGAGUUUAUCCACUCCAGGCCCUGCCGCGGGCCCCUCACCCGGCGGGGAUGUGCUCUCCCUGACACCCAUCACACCAGCGCCCACCUCUAUAGAAGCGUUGUCUCUGGCGAAUGACUUGACCACCUCCUCCCCUCACCUGAGCUCGUCUAACUCUGCUUCUGUGAACUCGUUCCCGCCGUCGAGUGUCUCUGUCGUGUCGCUGGUUCCUCCCAUGGGCCCCAGCGUUCUCCCAGGCCCCGGCUCCCUCACGGAGCCACUGUCAGGACGACCCCAGCUCCAGCAAAUGCUAAUGCAGCCCAACACGGCGUCACCCAUGGGACUUCUGCAUCAGCUCCAGAACCAGCUGGGGCAGCCCGCAAGGAACCUGCAGCACCCGCCGCACCCCGCGUCCUCCGCCAACAACGAGGACUCUGCUGUCAUCAACAUCAACAGCACCGACGAUGAGGAAGAGGAGGAGGAAGAGGAAGACAUGGACGACAUGGAGGAGGAGGACGAGGAGGGCCUGGAGGAGGAGGACGAGGAGGGCAGCGAGUACGCGGGGGAAGAGUUCUACGACGGCGAGGAAUACGACGAGUACGAUGACGAGGAGCCCGAGGAGCUGGAGGAGGAGGAGGAAGAGGACGAGGAGGAGGAGGGGGACAUCCCGCCGCUGGAGGGGCCCGAGGACAAGGCCAACGAGAGUGGCGCCGAGGAGGCCCAAGCGGUGCGCGCUCUGGCCGAGGAGGAGGGGCCCAUAGAGGAGCCCUUCAGCGUGGAGGCAGAAGGCGGCAUCGAGGAGGUGCACACGCGGACACGAGCCUACCCAGAGCUGAAGGUGCAGGAGGUGGAGAGCAUCGGCGUGCUGGAGGAGGCGCGGGAGAGCGAGGGGGAGUCCACCAUGGACCCCACCAUGCCCCAGAUCCUCUGUGUGACGGGCGGAGCCAUGGAGGAGGAGGAGACCACGGAGGGAGGGGAGACAUCCCAGGAGGAGGCUGUGGGAUGGGAGCAAGGAGACGACAACAAGGUGGAGAUCGAGGACUCCUCCGACGAGCAGGCGCCCACUGACAAUCAGCAGGAGGAGCAGCUGUGUGAAACCUCGCAGGAGGCCGGCGCCAGUGGAAGCGUUGUUAGUGCUCAUGCAGAGGAGCUGGAGGGUUCUCAAACUGAACAAACGAGCGCUGGGUCUGAACUUGUCGCCACUGAGCAGGAAGAGGCAGCUGCUGAGGAGCUGGAGCCUGAGGUGGAGCAGGACAGAGAGCAGGAGCAGGAGCAAGAGAAUGAGGAUGAGGAGGGGAAAGGUGUGAAGAGGAAGAGAGAGGAGGAUCCAGCACAAAGCACAGAGAAGAAGAGGUGUGAGGAAGACAUGGCCUCCAUGUUGGCAGACUUUGUGGCCUGUCCCCCUGAUGAAGAGGAGGGCCCCUCUGCAUCAGCGCAGCCCAAGUCCAGCUCUUAG